Molecule: messenger RNA, 2637 nt
Organism: Belonocnema kinseyi
Lineage: Eukaryota; Metazoa; Arthropoda; Insecta; Hymenoptera; Cynipidae
Gene: Atg16
Product: autophagy-related protein 16-1-like
Exons: 5
Coding region: 31-630 (199 amino acids)
Biological process (GO): autophagosome assembly
Cellular component (GO): autophagosome membrane
Molecular function (GO): protein binding
Source: RefSeq, a predicted model, not a curated record
CAUACUCUCACGGGCCAUUGCGGAAAAGUGAUGGCGGCAAAGUUUCUUGGCGAACCGACAAAAGUAGUCACAGGCAGUCACGAUCGCACUCUUAAAAUCUGGGACCUCCGCAGCAGAGCUUGCAUAGAAACGAAAUUUGCUGGUUCGAGUUGCAAUGAUCUCGUCACGUCGGAUGGUUCUGGUUCGACAAUAAUCAGUGGCCACUUUGACAAAAGGAUACGGUUUUGGGAUACCAGAGCCGAAUCAAGCUCCAAUGACAUACCUUUGCAGGGGAAAAUCACUUCUUUGGAUCUUUCUCGUGACGCAAAUUAUCUUCUAAGCUGUGUGAGGGAUGAUACGGUCAAACUCCUAGAUCUACGAAUGAAACAGAUUGUUGUCUCUUUCAGUGCUGAUGGCUUCAAAGUGGGCUGUGAUUGGGCACGGGCAACGUUCAGUCCUGAUGGCCAGUAUAUCGCUGUUGGUUCUUCCGACGGGUCCAUCUAUGUCUGGUCUGUCUUGACAAGCAAAAUUGAAACUGUGCUGAAGGAUCACUCGGCAGCAGUAACUGCAGUAUCCUGGCAUCCCCAUGGCACCUACUUGGCAUCCGUAGAUCGAGCGAAAAAGGCCACGAUAUGGGGUGACCACGUCUGACGGGAGGAGUCUUCCUGAAAUGGACAAUCAGUCUCCUCACUUAAUUUCUCGAAAGUCCUUUUUCAGGAUCGAACUAUAUGGAUGAUAGAACGAAGAGUAUAUUACAUGUUAAAUACAGUAUCUUCUCAAGAGAUUAUAAUAAAAAUCCUACGAGGGAAUCUGCUUUUACAACCGUUAAAUCGAAGACAAAUCGAUCGAGGCUCUUGAAAACAAGUUUCAAGGUUGCAAGGUUAUGAUCAUCCUUGAGUAUUGCUCAGUGAUCAUUUUUAAAACCCAUACACCAAAGAGCUGUGAAUUUUGUCCAUUGUAAAGUCCCUAAUAGAUUGUUUAGAAGCCGUACGUGUUUAAGUUUCCAUGAAAAGAUAUCUGAAUGUCGAUCGUAAAAGGGCGCAGUUGUCGAAAUUUUCUUUUGUGGUAAAUGAAAAAUAAAAUUAACUUCCUGCUGCUUCCGUAACAUGAGUAUACUGUCAAAAUUUUAAGCAUAGAUCAAAGUAUAACCUCCACAGAUAGAACAUACGUCCGACUGCUUUGGUUUGUAAGACAUGCCGCUACUACUUAAUUGUGCUUGCAAAACAUUUUUCUUGUUAGUAAUCACACAAAUAAGAAAAAUUGUUGCGCCAACUAAGAAGUUAGCAGCGGCAUAUUUCACAAACCAAAGUAGUUGAUCCCACUGUACAAUUUUUCAAAUAUUUGAUCUUCAAGCACGAAUAUCUCGAAAACUGAAGCCCAUAAAUGAGCCUUUUUCUGUGAGAGAUUCAAAUAUGACUUCGAAUUAAGAAACAAAUAAUCAAAUUUCUUUUAAUUUUUUACUGAAAUAUAUUUUUGUUUUUAAGAUUGAAGAUAGUAGAGAGGAAAUAUCAACAAGUUUCAAAGUCACACUAAAGUCACAAUAUGAGGCGGUCAUAAAGGAGAUAGGUUUGAUUUUAGAUUCUAACCUUACUCAAUUGUCGAUGUAUUUUUUACGACUAUUUUCUCUUUCGAUAGGUACGUCACAUGUAGAUACUUCUAAGACAUUAGAAACGUCGAGGCGAAUUUUGUAAAAAGAAUUUCCAUUACUUGUUGGUCCUUUCAGUUUGUCAAAAAGUCAGCUCGCGUCGGAUUUGUUCGCAAUAAAAUUUGAUAUAUUCAAUAUUCUUGCUUGAAUUUAGUAGGAGUUCCAGAAAGCUAAAAUUAAACGACGACUUUUAAUUUUAAUUUACUGCGAAACUGCGUUUUAAUAGGAAUUCUUCUAAACUGCUGGAUUUUGAUAAUUAUAUAUAAACAAACUACUUUACGAGGUAAGUUGACAUAGUUGUAUUUUAUAAUUUAGAAGAAUUUUAGUAAAAUUGAAGAUAAGUAUGAAAAAAGCGAGCAUGAUAUUACUGCGUAAAACAAAUAUUAACAGAUUUAUAUGAGAACGAUAAGAUCAUAAAGUACACGAAAUCCAUAUGAGAUUUUAGUUAACGAUAAUUUUAGAAUUAAUUUAUAAUGGUUAGGGAUUAACGACAAUUAAAACUUACGAAUUUUUAUAGGCGCAUAUGAGAUUACACAAGUACUUGAUAACUUUUCAUAAAAUUUAUUUAUAAUGCGUUUAGUGAAUAUAAAUCACAGUUUAACAUGAAAGUUGAUUGUAAUUUGCGCCCAGCUCUAAAUUAUGGGAUUGAGGGGAUUUAUACUGUUCUCGACGAAUAAGUAAUAAUAAAGAUGGUACAAAGUUUGUAUGAAAUAAGAUAUAAUUGCACAAAUAAAACAAUUUGUAAAAAUUUUAGAUUUAAACAAUGAUAUUCGGGCGCUUUUUACUACAAGUGAAAAAAUUGUGGUAUUGGUAUCUCUAUAUUUGUGCCAGAAUUUUCAGACAACGUAACAGCAUCUACUAUCUCUGACGGGAUACUUUAUCUUUUAUACUGUAACAUGAUGUAUCUUAAGCCGAAUCACGUCCAAUUAGUUUGUUACCGUUGCGCUAUCAGCAAUACAUUAGAUGUUUUAAGCUCUCACUGGGUCCGGUCACUUAGGCGGGCUGAAAUAUAU